AUGAUAAUCAUAGAUAUUGCCAGCAGGAGAGUUGUUUUUGAUUCAACAUUUAUAUUACAUAUUCCUGUUAAAUGUUAUAAUAUUUUUUCCUUGCUUCAGGAAUUUGAAGUUGACAUCCUUGAUGAUCAGAAGAGUAUUGUAUUGACUGCCCCAGCUACAUCCAAUACUUUCAAAAAUGCUGCUCAUGACAGUGCAAAGCUUAGCCAGAAGUUUUCAUUUACCCACAUCUAUGGACCAUCAACUUCUCAGAAGGAAUUAUUUGAGGAAUCAACCUUGGGUUUGGUGAACGAUUUUGUAAAAGGCCAAAACCUCUUGCUUUUUACAUAUGGUGCUACAAACUCUGGCAAAACUUUCACAGUACAAGGGACAUCUUCAGAUCCUGGUGUCUUGCCUCGUACGUUAGAUGUUCUUUUUAGAUUCAUUGGAAAUAAACAUUACCCAAGGAACGACCUUAAACCCCGAUAUUUUUGUGGUGUUAGCCGGCUAGAAGAGAGAGAUGUCAAGAAGGAAGAAGAAAAAAAGCAAAAUAUUUUCAAGAUUAGUCCUGAAAAUACAUCAAGAUUCUCAGGAUCCUUAUCAAACCUGUCCAAGUUUUCCAAUGACACCAGUUUGAAUGAAACUCUGCCAUCAACCACAGACACUAGUACAGUUUCAUCUGUGGUUGAAGUUCCUUGCCAUGAAGAUUCAAGUAUUAAAACUGCUGACUCGGAAAGCACUGUGUAUGCUGUGUUUAUAUCAUUUGCUGAAAUUUACAAUGAAUACAUUUAUGACCUCUUGGAGAAGAUGCCUUUAUCUAAGAAAAAUAAGCGCAAUCCACUGAUGUUGGGGGAAGAUCGUAAUGCCUCUAUUUAUAUCAAAGGUCUGCAAGAAGUACGUGUAAAUAAUGCUGAUGAGGGCUUGCAACUUUUGCAAAUAGGCCGUCAAAAUUUGCACUUUGCAGCUACCCGUUUGAACCACAACUCUUCAAGAUCACAUUGCAUUUUCACUAUUAAAGUUAUACGAGUUGCUAAUGCUAAUGAUCCACAUGUUGCCAGAGUAUCUAUGAUGUCCAUCUGUGACCUUGCUGGGGCUGAGCGUGCGGCAAAAACGAAGAGCACUCAUGAUAGACUGAAAGAGGCAGGCAACAUAAAUAGCUCACUUUUAGUGCUCAGUCGAUGCCUUGAUGCUCUCAGACAAAACCAAGGGCAGAAGAUUAGCAAGAAAAAGGAAGCUCCUGUUCCUUACCGAGACAGUAAACUAACAAGGAUAUUCCAGAGCUUUUUCUUGGGUCGAGGUAAAGCUGCAAUGAUUGUCAAAUCUGAAAUCACCACUAUUAUUGAUGAAACCCUGCAGGUCCUCAAUUUUACUGCAGUCGCAAGACAGGUAGCCAUUAGUCACUCGAAGCAACCAGAGUGUCAAGUAGCAGUCCCAAAACGAUCAAGCCAGUUUUCAAGAUUUGUGAGGCAGUCAUUCAACACAUCUGGUCGACUUUCAGUACCUUGGAUGAAAGAUUCGGCCAGUAUAGCUUUUGGCGCCAGUGAUAAGAAAGAAGACUCCAUGGUUAUUCAGGAAGAACUUCAGGAAGGAAUGGAAGAGGAUGAUGAGGCAGGAGAUGAAAGAUAUGAAGCUUUGCUGACGAUGAUUAGUCAGCUUCGAGACAGACUUUUACAGGAGCACAAGGAAAAGAUACAGUUAGAAGAACGUCUGAGAGAUGAGCUUUGCAAUGAGUAUUCCCAAAUGAUAGUUAAAAUUGAAAACUCCUGGAGCCAGAGACUGAGAGAACAACAAUCUCGAUUAGAGGAGUAUAGCGAAUUUAGGAUUAAUAAUCUAGUGAAUUCUGUUAAGAAAGCUGAUUGUCGCAAACGUCUCCGAUCUGAUUAUGAUCCUGAUGAAGAAUAUGUGCCCUCAAUAGAUCUAUUUCAAGAGCAGCAGAAAGUGAAGGAACAGGUAUGUCAAAUAAAAGAACUUGAAAUGGAAAAUGGACAGCUGAAAGAAGAAUUAGAGGUUAUAAAACUCUCACAGAAAAAGAUGAACGACCAAGUAAACCGAACUCGAGAGGAAAAUUCCAAACUUACAUUUCAGCUGGCACAACUCACACGACAUGUGGAAAAUACAGAUAAGGAAUUGGAAGCUGCACAGAAGACCAUUGCAUCGUCAACAAGUGAAAACCAAGAGAUUCAAGAUCUGAAACAUCGUUUGGAAGAAAGCCAAUUACAGUUAGCAGACAGAGAUAGUCAGAUAAAGGAGUUGAAGGAAAUGCUUGUAGAAGCUGCUGAAGAAUUCAUUAUUAAAGAAGAAGAAAUUCAAAACAUUUCUAGGGCAUUGGAAAAAAAAGAGAAGAUUAACACCAAUCAGCUGAUGUCUCUAAAUGAGCUUGAGGGUCAGCUGUCAGAAGCAAGAGAAAUCCUGAGUCAGCAUGCAGCACAGCUGGAAGAAAGAGAUCAACAUAUCUCAGAACUUCAAGAGCAGUUGUCUUGCCAGAAUGUGGAGGAUGGGGUUAACGAGACCAAGGAGCUGCGCAGUAUUGCGGAGUCUUACCAAACACAGGUUUUGAUCCUUGAACAGAACCUAACUGCUACAGAAAAGGAACGCAAUAAAGCAGAGAAAGACCUAGAGGAAUUGAGGAUUAAGAAACGACAAAUUGAAGAAGAUUAUCUUAGAGAUAAGAGCAAACUUUUGCUUGAACUUGCACACUUGAAAAGAAAUGGCAACAACAGUGUAAAAUAUGAGAAGGCAGGAUGCACAGAGUUACAAGAAGCUUUAGUGAAGAUCUCUCAAUUAGAAAGAGAGACUGCCACCUUAGAGGAGGAAAAGGGUCACUUGCAUAAUCAGUUGAUAGAAAAUAAAGACCUGUUUGAGCAUCUAAAGGGAGCAAACUUAGGGGGUAGGAAACUUGAAAGUCAUCAGAGAACUCUUGUGAAAGAGAAAGAGGAUCUUGAGAAAGAUGUUGCUGAGCUUAGUAAAAAACUGAUGUCUGUUCAAGAUGAAAGAAUGGCAGAACAGUUAGAUACUUCUUCCCUCAAGGCUAAUAAUGUAAGUAUCACUAAUCAAGUGAACACUUUGAAGAAUGAAAUUCAGGAUAAAGAAGAACUCAUUAAUUCUUUGAAUGAACAACUCUCAGCUCAGAAAAGAGCCUGUGCAACUGCUGUUGCUGAAAAAGAGGAACUGGCAACUGUGAACAGUGAGUUGUCUGUAAAGGUAGAGAAUUUGAAGGAAACUGUUAAUUCCAUAACUUUUGAUGAGUUACCCAAUGAACAAACUACUUCAUUAGAAAAAGAAAUGAGAAAGGUUAGAGAUGAGCUUAGAAAGGAAAAAGAGCUAAAUGCACUUCUAAAGGAAAAAGAAGAACUGCUUAGCAAAGUGGAGGAAGAAAGAGAAGGGUUACUAGUUAAGGUGGAAGAGGAAAAAGAGGCAUUGGCUCAAAAGGUGAACGAAGAGAACGUGGAGGAAGGGAAUGCUGAAGCUAUAAGGGCUCUUAAAACAGAGAUUGAAUCCUUGAAAUUAGAUCUUGAGGAUGCUAAACAAACCUUAGAGGAAAAGAAUAAGUCUGAGCACAAUUUAUGGAAUACUUUGCAAGAAAAGGAUGCACAAUUAAAGGAAAAUGCAAGUUACUUGAAUGAACAAGUACAGCUUAAAGAAGAAAAUGAACAGCUGAAACUUAAAUUAGAGAAAAGGAAUCAACUGUCAAAUGAUGAAAUUGAGCAGUUAAAGGCAAGUGCUGAGAAGGAAAGGGAACUUAGACAGCAAGCUGAGCAAGAGAGACAACAUGUAGAUGAACUUUUAAUAUCAGUGAAAUCUGAGCUAGAAAAAAUUCAGUGUGAGAGGGAUAGAUUAAAAGAGGAGCUUGAAUGUUCACAAGAGUCACUCUUAAAGUAUAAGGGAGAAAGAGAACAUUAUAUAACACAGCUGAAGGAAGAAAAUGAGUCCUUUACCAGCAAAUUGGAUGACCUUGAGAAAUUGGAGAAGGCUAAAGAACAAUUGGAAGAAGUAAAAGGUGUGGAGGUUCGUCUCAGAGCACAGGUGCUGGAAAUCAAGGAAGCUGAAUCAUUGCUCAAGGAACAAAAGCUGUCUAGUCAACAAGAGUUGCUCUCAUGCAAGGAGAAUCUCCUUACUUUACGAGCAUCCCUUGCAAUGCUUAAAGAAGAAAACACUUCAUUGAAGGAUAAAGCUGAAAACUCUUCAAAACUUCAACAAGAAUUGAAGUUGAAAGUCAAAGAGAAAGAUGAAGUCAUUGCAUCCUUGAAUGCAAAGGUUGAAAGCUUGGAUCGGAAGUUAAACAAUGCAGAGCAUGGUUUAGAAAAAAGAGAAAGAUACUUAGAAGAGGAAUUAGAUGCAGCUAGGAAGAAAUGUGACUGCUUGGAAAAGGAAGUACAAGCAGUCCGAGAAGAGCAACGGAGGCAGGAAGAAGUAAGCCAGUAUACUUCACGUGUUGAAGAACAAGAAGAAAAAAUACAACAAAAAGACCUUGAAGUGUCAACUCUGCAACAGGAAGUAAAAAGGCUGCUGCAAAUGUCCAUGACAUCUUCUAUGUGUAAUGAGACUCAGAAUACAUCAGAAUUAUCUACCUCAAAGAAAGAGAAGGAAAAAGAAGAUACAUGUGUCCAGACUCUAAUAGACGAAUUAAGACUAAGUGAAACCAACAAGGAAUCAUUAGUGAAGGAAGUGCAAGACCUAAAAAGUCAACUGGAAAAAUUGAGUUUAGUAUCUUUUGCCAAGCCAACGCCUUCCAAGUCUCCUAGGAAAAAGAUUGCUUAUUCAGAUCUUGAAGAGUCUUCAGAACUGGACAAAGCCCUCAUUGCACCCACUCCUAAGAGCAGGAGCACUCGGAAAACACGUACACCGAUGGCUCUGCGAUCAAAUCAGGAGGAUACUAUUUCCAAUUUUGAGAGUGUUGAUGUUGCUGCACCCUCGCCUAAAAGCAGGAGUGCACGUAAACCUCGUAUGCCUGUGGUGACCCCUAUAGAGUUAGAUUCUACUACUGAAGACUUUGUUACUGAUAUAAAGACAACUGUUAAUUCCAAAAGUAAGAAUUCUUCCCGCCCUCAACGAUCUUCACGUCGUCAGCCCAAGAUGUUAGAAGGUUGUGAUGUAUUUGAGAUUGAGGAUGAUGGCAACAAUACAGAGGACUCACCUUGGGAGCCACCUGUUUACAGUGAUAGGAAAAAUACAAAGGUAACAGGAAGGAGAGGAAGAGGAAGAAGAACUAAAACUUCAGAAGUGUUUAAUCCACACUUGAAUAAUCAAGAAAAUAAAAGCAUCUUAGCUAAUCAAAGUCAAGAAAACAUAGAGUAUGAUGACUUAAAGACUCCACAUCAAAAACAAAAACGUCAUUUAUUCAAAUCUGUCAAUGAUGAACUUUACACGGGAUCUCCAAACUUGGUUGAUCUUAAGCGAGAAGAUAGUCCUCACAGUGUUGUACGACGGCAGCUUAGAAACAAGAGGAAAUGAAGUUUCUGUUGCAUCUUCCCUUCCCUGUCACUCUUUGUACCUUGAGUAUAUUACUCAGUAACAGUAUAGUGGAUAUACUAUAACUUGUAUUUACUUCACUGUUUGUCUACUUUCUCUACCUUUGGUAAGUUACUUCUUGUAUAUUCAGAUGUGUUUUCAUUCUCCAUUUUACACUUAUAUGUAUGUAUAUAUAAUCCCAAUAUCUACAAGAAAUUUUCAAUGUAGAUGCUUAGUUAUAACUUAAAAUACUGUUGUACUGGUUGCAAUGCCACAGUUGAUAUUCAAGGGUUAUUAUAAUGAAAUUUAAAUACAGAUUUUCAUAUUCUCAGCUACAUGAUUUUAUUACUAUAUUUUAUCAUUGUACUAAAAAUGUAGCUUUUGAAGUUCAUGGCCAUUAUCCAAAGAACUGAAAAAUGACAAAUUUAUUGUGAAUUUUUUUUUCAUUUGUAACUCGGUUGUAAGUAAGUAAAUACAUGAAUCAGUCAAGUAUUUUAUGGAGUACUUUAUAUUUUGUCCUUGAAAGGCAUCAUUCAUGCAACACCACCAUUUGUCAAUGGCACUGGCAGUGACAGUUGGUUGGAGUAGGAUGGUUUAUUUAUCACAAUUUCCAGUUGUCCCUUUAGAAUCAAUGUUGUGUGGUGGCCUGUAUAAAGUCUAUUUUUCUGUUUGUCGUGGUGUCUAUGCAUACCAUGUACGUAGUUGUAUUAUAAUAGUUGGACUAGAAUAUUCUUGGAUAUUAUACUGUAUUUAAUACACAUUCUGUUAACAUAAAGGCUUGACUGAUUGUAUAGCUUAAGAUUUGUAAUGCCAAUGCCAAUUUUAUUUAAGUGUAUGCAAGAACAGUUACAUCUGAGUGAUCAUUGUUCAGAAUGUGCAUUUUGCAAUGUUUUUUUAGUUUCAUGUAUAGAAGUAAUGAUAUUUUUCUGUUUUAUUAUAAAGGUUUCACUUAAUAAAUUUUUAUACAAAA
Macrobrachium nipponense is the source of this 6394-nucleotide messenger RNA. RefSeq names its product kinesin-like protein KIF20B. Gene Ontology annotation, molecular function: plus-end-directed microtubule motor activity; microtubule binding; ATP binding. Gene Ontology annotation, cellular component: mitotic spindle; nucleus; spindle microtubule. NCBI's taxonomy places the organism in Eukaryota, Metazoa, Arthropoda, Malacostraca, Decapoda, Palaemonidae. The record is from RefSeq and is a predicted model, not a curated record. Gene Ontology annotation, biological process: spindle elongation; microtubule-based movement; mitotic spindle assembly.